This is a messenger RNA of Notothenia coriiceps (black rockcod), 755 nucleotides long. RefSeq names its product FERM domain-containing protein 8-like. The transcript has 5 exons. The record is from RefSeq and is a predicted model, not a curated record. NCBI's taxonomy places the organism in Eukaryota, Metazoa, Chordata, Actinopteri, Perciformes, Nototheniidae. Gene Ontology annotation, biological process: negative regulation of canonical Wnt signaling pathway. Gene Ontology annotation, cellular component: plasma membrane. Bases 1 to 651 code for a protein of 216 amino acids.
AUGUCACCUCCUCACUUUCAGUGCGCUUUCUUCGGUGGAGAGAUUGACAAACCAGUGCAAGGGAUUCUCCAAAGGGCCAAACGCAAAGCUGUCAAUGUUGGGAUCUGCCUGGAGGGAGUUUAUGUGAUGGAUGUAAAAGAGAAGCAUGUGCUGCUGGGUCUGCAUUUCAACGAGCUUUCCUGGGACCACAGCUACCCCGAGGAGCAGGGGGACUCACACAUCCUGUGGCUGGAGUUUGAUGGAGAGGAAGACGGCACUCCUGUCAACAAGUUGCUGAAGAUCUAUUCAAAACAGGCAGAGCUAAUGAGCGGCUUCAUUGAGUUCUGUGUGGAGCUGAGGUCUGCGUCUGAGGGAGGAGCUGCAGCCGAGAUGGACGGAGAGGUGGGGGCACAUCAGCAGCCUGGGGGGCAGGACGGCAACAACAAGAACGGACGAGGAGGACGGCGCGGGAUGCUGCGCAGGCAGAGCAGCGUGGUCUGCAGUCGGGUCCAUUCACUUAACACUAUCAGCUACGUGGACAAUGGAAAAGAAAUCAAACGUUUGAAACCCAAGCGAGCCGCGUCCUUCUUCACCCGCCAGGUGUCUGCAGCCACGUACUCUGCAGCGACCUACUCUGCUGUGCAGGUGGCGGAGAAUCUGGAGCAGGGGUAAACUCGCCAGAGGCCCCCAUGCCUCUCAAAGACCAAACCUGAACACUUUACACUGAUACUUAAGGAGAAGACUUGAUACAAGCCUGAGACAUUUAACUGAAAAAA